AGUGUGACAUAAAUAUGUCACAGAAAUGUUCUGUCUUUAUUACUGUAGUUGUCCAGUUUACUGAAGAGCACAUACCCCAAAAUGGAAAAUCUUGAAGGAGGUUGGCUCUUCUACAAAGCAGCUGGUGGACACGGAAGGAGGAAACUAAGUGCUGUAGCCUUUGAAUCCGAAGGAUACACAGGCACAGUUCUUAGGAGUGCAUCCGCUAGCGGGAAGUUCAUGCUAUAUAUUGCUCCUCUUCAGGAGGAGAUAGAUAUGACCCCACUGCCAGCGGAUGCACCAGAGUUUAGUCUGAUGCCAAAGGCUACAUGCACACAGUGCAAAAAGAUACUCCCUUUACAAAUGCUUGCCCUUCAUGUGCAAGGAGAUUGUGGAGGGACGUCUGGGACAACUGAUUCAGAGGAAGAUGACUACCCUGAAUCAUCUGUUCCUGUGACUGCAGAUGUGGAGAAUAACAGCGAAUGCCCAAUAUGUAGCAAACAGUUCCCAGGUGAGGAAAUUGAAUUCCACGCCAGUACCUGUGGAGCAAGUCCUGUAUGGGGACAUGAUGCUGGACCUCAUGAUCUGCAAGGGCACACACAAACUACAACAGAUUACAUUGCAUGCGUACAGAGCCCAGAUGUUGGACUGGAAAUGUGCAAUGUUCUUAAACAACCCACACAAGACGAAAUUACUGAAAUCUCAUGGGAGAACAUUUUAGAGAGAGGGCUAAAUUUAUGGCAGUGCCAGAAAACUGCCCGCCCAGCAAACAUACUUAAAGUCACCUUCAUAGGAGAAGCUGGAGUUGAUACCGGGGCAUUAAGGAAGGAGUUCCUGUCUGAGAUGGUUGCUGGGAUUGAGACACGCCUCUUUGAAGGUGGGGAGAAAGGGAAGAUCCCAAAAUACUCCAUCUCUGACCUGGACAAAAGCUAUUACAAAACUGCGGGUGAAAUAUUUGCUGUCAGCCUUGGCCAAGGUGGCCCACCUCCACGUUUCUUUCAGGACUGGUGUUACCAGUACCUGGUGACAGCGUCACUUAAGGACAUUACCAAAGAUAAUGUCCAUGAUGAAGAAUCAUCCUCACUAAUUCAAAAGGUGUGCUGA
Corythoichthys intestinalis (scribbled pipefish) is the source of this 1083-nucleotide messenger RNA. RefSeq lists its product as uncharacterized. Gene Ontology annotation, molecular function: ubiquitin-protein transferase activity. The record is from RefSeq and is a predicted model, not a curated record. Bases 82 to 1083 code for a protein of 333 amino acids. NCBI's taxonomy places the organism in Eukaryota, Metazoa, Chordata, Actinopteri, Syngnathiformes, Syngnathidae. The transcript has 9 exons.